UCGUACGAACGAUGAAUACGGUUAACCCUCGGUAUAAAAACGGGAACGGGAACGAAAACGAACCAGACACCGACCAGACACAAUCCCAUCAUCAUCAUGUUGACGUUGAAGAUGUUGCACGGUGUCUUGGUCAUGUCUCCAUUAACCACGUUCCUGCUCCUGGUCACCUUUCUCGUUUUGCUCCUGCUGAUUGUCGUGCUGGUCCAAGAGAAGAAACAGAAACGAAAGUUGCAGCUGGAGAAGGAGCAAGAGGGAAAGCCGAAGCUGUUGGAACCGCCGACUCCGUUCAAGCUUCCUGUUAUCGGUCACUUGCAUCUGGUCGGAGGUUACGAGGUACCGUACCAGGCGUUCACGGAGAUCGGACGGAAAUACGGUGACGUGGUGAAGCUGCAGCUCGGUACCGUGAAAUGCGUUGUGGUAAACGGCCAGAAGAACAUACGCGAAGCUUUGGUCACCCGGGGACACCACUUCGAUUCCAGGCCCGACUUCCAGAGGUACCGUGAACUCUUCAGCGGCGACAAAGAGAACUCCCUAGCUUUCUGCGAUUGGUCCGAGACACAAAGAACAAGAAGGGACAUGUUGAAGGCCCACACGUUCCCUCGCUCCUUCACCAGCAACUUCUUCACUCUUGAAACACUGAUCACCAAAUAUGCCACCACUUUAAUAUCGAAAAUCGAAACCGACAAGCCAUUCGGAGUCAAGCCUUUGGUCUUGGAGACGUGCGCCAACAUUUUCACCAAUCAUUUUUGUAGCAAGGGCUUCGAAUACGGGGACGAAAGUUUCAAGAAGCUGAUCGAGAACUUUGACGACAUUUUCAACGAGGUGAAUCAGGGAUACGCAGCCGAUUUCCUGCCCUUUUUGAUGCCCUUGCACAGGAACAACUUGAGGCGUAUCAACGGAUUGACGCACGAAAUACGAAGCAUAAUUCUGGACAAAGUCAUCGAGGACAGAUACGACAACUACAACGGGGAACAGCCGAAAGACUACGUUGAAAGUUUAAUCCAGUACGUCAAAAACAACAAAGAUUUUAGUUGGAACACAGCACUUUUUGCUCUGGAAGACAUCUUGGGUGGGCACAGCGCCGUUGGUAACUUUUUGGUGAAGCUCUUCGCCUUUUUGGCCAACGAACCACACGUACAGAAGAAGAUACAGAAGGAAAUAGACGAGAAAAUCGGCACGAGGGACAUCACAAUCUUUGACAAGUCACUAACUCCGUACACUGAAGCUACCGUCUUCGAGGCUGUCAGACUGAUAGCUUCACCCAUCGUUCCCAGAGUUGCCAAUCAAACAAGCUCAAUCGGAGAAUAUUUAGUAGAAAAAGGUACGGUACUCUUUCUAAACAACUACGACCUGAGCGUUUCGGAUAAGUUAUGGGACAAACCACAGGAAUUCAUACCUGAACGUUUCAUAAAAGAAAACAGGCUAUUCAAACCGGAACACUUUCUCCCAUUUGGUGGAGGAAGACGAAGUUGUAUGGGUUACAAGAUGGUGCAGCUGAUUAGCUUCGGAUUGUUGGGAAGGUUGAUGCAGAAGUUUACCAUUGAAGCGGAUGACAAGUUUAAGAUUCCAAUUGGUUCUUUAGCUCUACCCAUGGAUACUUUUAAAUUUAGGUUUGUCAGGAGAUAGUUUUUUAUAUACUUUUGAUGUGUGAGCGUUGCUGAGAAACUGGAUUGUAUUUAUUUAUUGAUAAUGAAAGACUUGAUUGUAAAUAUUUGUAGGUUUAAGAAACUAUUUUUUGACACGUUUAAAAAUAAAUGUAUCUCAAAUA
Messenger RNA from Aethina tumida (small hive beetle), 1768 nucleotides. Its product is annotated as cytochrome P450 307a1-like. NCBI's taxonomy places the organism in Eukaryota, Metazoa, Arthropoda, Insecta, Coleoptera, Nitidulidae. The transcript has 3 exons. Gene Ontology annotation, molecular function: iron ion binding; monooxygenase activity; heme binding. Bases 97 to 1626 code for a protein of 509 amino acids. The record is from RefSeq and is a predicted model, not a curated record.